AUGUCUGGAUCAGAUGACUUUUCGGUAAGUUGGGAUUCUAUGCUAGUGCUCUAACAUUAGUGUGGUUGGUAUCUAAUAUGUCACAAACCGUAUUACAUUUUAUUUAAUAAUGCUACAACUUUUGGUAUAAAUGUAUCAUUUAAUGAAAUAACUUCUAGUCAGGGUGGGGGAUUUACAUUCAGUGCCAUUCACAGGUCCAAAAUGUUUGUUUAUCUAACCCAGCAGUUCCCAAACUUAUUAGCACUUAAUAUUUUUCCAACGCGCCCCAAGUCAAAAUAAAGUUUUAGGUUGCAAAUCUGUACAGCACUGUGUAGCGGAGCGCUAAUUUAACAUGGACUUUUCUCCGCUGGUAUUCCAAUAGUUACUCAGGAUCAAGUAGGUUAUCAUAAGAAGAACAGCAUAAACAGUAAAGUAAUCCCCGAAUAUCCCAUCACCUUUCCCAAUAACUGGACGACACGCAGUAUUAGCAGCAGAACUGAUUUUUAAUGACACACACUUUGCUUUUAUGCAAUCCUCCCAUUCAAGGGAGACACCCACAGGAAAUUAGUGAUUACCCAAUCACUAGCUGGUUACAGUACACAGGUUUCCUCCCCUUAGCCUGGGAGAUAACUUAAUUAUCCAGGGGUGUGUUUGGAUGUAAUGUUUGUUUUUAAUUUGAAUCCAGGGGUGUGUUUGUCUGCUGUGCUGGUAUUUGCUUUGAUGUAUGCGUAUGCACAUAUAUACACAAAAAUUCAUACAGACCCCCGACACGUACACACACCUGGAAACACAGAUGCACAUACACAACCGCGUACAUAUACAGAUAUACAUACACGAAAAUUCAUAUAGACACCAACACGUACACACAAUCUGCUGAUAUCACAGGGGCCCGGUCAGGCUCCCAACCUGGCCCCUGAUGAGCAGUAAAACUGUUUUAUGCAUCGGGUGGACCUAAGUGAAUGGGCCACCCGAUGGGUCAUUUUGCGGCACCCCAGGGCGCCGUGGCUCACAGUUUGGGAACCACUGAUCUAAUCUAAAGAACUGUAAUUGUAUGUCACAAAGGGUUAUCCUAUUAGAAACACAAUAGAACAGUAAAGGUACCUAUAACACUGUUUUUAAUGAUAAGAAUUGCAACGCCUAAGUAUAAACAAUCUGUGUAUGGGUCUAUUUAUUGCACCAGUAAGUUGCCAUCUUUCCUGUGACAUGGGGGGCCAGUACCUGAAAAGGAAAUAGACUCUAACGUUCGAGCGGUUUGUAUCGUGGGCAAGUUGAUUUGACUCGGAUGUUGCUUAGUCUUUAUUUUGUCUUGUUCUUAAAGUUGGCAGAUGCUUUAUCCGAUCCAUCACCCUCCAAAACACAAAACAUAAGCAACCCAAGAGAUGGCCAGCAACCCGGGGGAUAUCCUGGAUCUAAUCCCUGGGCGUCCACACCAAAUAAUGCUCCUGCCACUGCACCAUCUGCUCCUUCUAAUGCACCGUAUGGGCAAGGAACACCGGGACUCUACCCAGGAGUACCUAUGGGUCCACAGCCAACAGCACCCACAGGGCCCUAUCCAACAGCACCAAAUGCCCCACCAGGACCGGCUGCACCCAAUGCCCCAUAUGCUGCUGGGCCAUACCCUGGAGCUCCAGCUGGACAGCAGCCAACAGCACCAAAUGCCCCAACUGGGCCGUACCCUGGCGCUCCAGCUGGGCAGCACCCAACAGCUCCUAAUACCCCUUAUAAUUCAGGUCCCUACCCUGGAGCUCCUGCUGGGCAAAACCCCAGUGCACCAAAAGCCCCAUACCCAUCAGCACCAACUGGCCCCUAUCCAGGAGCGCCUGCAGGACAGAAUCCAGGGGCACCUACAGGCCCUUACCCUACCGCACCCGCUGGCCAAUAUCCUGCCGCACCCUAUCCUUCAGUCCCUGCUGGGUCCCAUGGCACACCUUAUCCUAACCCUGCUGGGGGCUCUUCUUAUCCUAACCCUGCUGGGGGCUCUUCUUAUCCUAACCCUGCUGGGGGCUCUUCUUAUCCCAACCCUGCUGGGGGCUCUUCUUAUCCCAACCCUGCUGGGGGCUCUUCUUAUCCCAACCCUGCUGGGGGCUCUUCUUAUCCCAACCCUGCUGGGGGCUCUUCUUAUCCCAAUCCUUCAGGGCAAGCACCUACAGCUGGUGGUCCUAACCCUGCCCCUGGUAUGUCGUAUCCAGCUCCAUAUGGUCAAUCAGGUCCUUCACCUGCAGCAUCAUGGGGCACUGGUUCAUGGGGAUCCCAAGGUGGGCAGUACCCUACACCCCCAAAUUUGCCAUACCCAGCUUCGGGUCCAUACCCCACUCCAAGCCAAGCACCUGGUGCUGUGCCUUCUGUACCAUGGGGGACUGUUCCACCAGGUCAAUGGGGUCCAGGCCCUUCUUCAUAUCCUGGAGCUCCUGGGUCCUAUCCAUCACAAAGGCCGUAUCCCUGAAGCUUCGAGAUUGGGUGCUUUCUGCUGAUGCUGCUGUACGAGAUGGCCAUCUUGUAAGUAAUUUCUGUGAACAGUGUUCCUACCGGCGUCAUUCCAAUAUAUAUUCUUUCCUGAGGUCUACUGCAAGUUCAGAUCACUGUUAGAAAAUAGCAUAGCCUGGUAGACAUAAAGAGUGAACUAAGUUCAAUAUGGAUGUGCAACGAGUGGCGGUCUGAGCGACUGUGAGCAGAGAGGGGCGGUCUGGGCGACUGUGAGCAGAGAGGGGCAGUCUGGGCGACUGUGAGCAGAGAGGGGCGGUCUGGGCGACUGUGAGACAGAGAGGGGCGGUCUGGGCGACUGUGAGCAGAGAGGGGCGGUCUUGGCGACUGUGAGCCGAGAGGGGCGGUCUGGGCGACUGUGAGCCGAGAGGGGCGGUCUGGGCGACUGUGAGCCGAGAGGGGCGGUCUGGGCGACUGUGAGCCGAGAGGGGCGGUCUGGGCGACUGUGAGCGAGAGGGGCGGUCUGGGCGACUGUGAGGGGCGGUCUGGGCGACUGUGAGCAGAGAGGGGCGGUCUGGGCGACUGUUCCAGAGAGCUGGAGAGAGGGGCGGUGAGCAGAGAGGGGCGGUCUGGGCGACUGUGAGCCGAGAGGGGCGGUCUGGGCGACUGUGAGCCGAGAGGGGCGGUCUGGGCGACUGUGAGCCGAGAGGGGCGGUCUGGGCGACUGUGAGCAGAGAGGGGCGGUCUGGGAUUCAUGCUGUAUGUUCAUUUCACUGUGUGCACACGAUACUCUCUCACUCCUGCCUUUCUUUCCAGAUAUUUAAUCAGUGCUCAUGGAUGAAUUGAAGUGUCUACAUAUAUAUCGCCAUCAGGGAAUGGAUCUGGAUGAAUUGCUGAAAUUUUUUAUUGUAUUGUUUUUCUUUUUCUGCGUGUAAUAAGUUGUUGAUAUACAAAUGAAUCACAGAUUAUUAGGUGAUAUUAAUUGGCACAUGGUUGUAAUCUCUUUGGAAAUUAGUCUAAAUUUUCCCAGCAAUUUUCAUCUUUUCUUUAAGAUAUGUACAAAGGAACAAAAUGAAUGCAGACAACCUAUUUUUCUAUAUCCGGUGUAACCUGCUUAGAGUCUCUCUUUAGAAAUACGGAUUGUGUGACCGUUCAAACACUUCACUGCUGCACUGGACUGUAAAAUGCAGUCAAGCACCAUAACCACUGUGGUUAAUUGUAUUGUCACAGUUUGCGUUAGUGGUUAAGGUGCUAGGAACCCUCUGGUUUUUGUCAAGCUGGAUUUUUCAGCAGUUAGCCCACCGCUGUGCUUUGCUAACAUACAUAUAUCCUUCUAGCUGUCCAGAACAUAGUGCUGUAUAGUCAUUAUGGUGCUCCUGAAGGGUUAAGUGACUUGUGGUUUGGCCUAAAACACGCAGUGCAGUAUGCGUAGUGAUGUCUCCGCUCCCGUAGAAAUUCUCUGCUCUUUGCUUCCAAGGGGGUUAACAGUUUGUCUAAAUAAGAACCAUAACCACUGCAAUAAGCUCGCAUGUAGUGCAGCGAAACGUUAUCCAAUAAAGACAAAUAUGCCAAAUAAAAGCAAAGUGUUUUUUUUUGUUGUUUUUUUUUAAAAGCUAGUGCCAUUUUCCUCUGUGUAUGAAAUAUUUUGUUUCUUUGCACAGGGACUCCUUGCUAGUUGUCAUAAUGUCUCAAGCUUUGCUCUCCCCCUGCUGGCUGGCUGGCUGAAGAUAUGUCCUGCUACUAGGACUACUGAACGUCACCGUUUAGGCUGCAAAUCCCUUCUUUUAACAAACUUUUUUGAAGUGUAGUUUCAGCUUUGAAAUGUUUUGAACGUUCACUAAAAUUAAUGUUGGCUAAAAGACAUGGAGGUGGAGAAUUUUCUCAUUAAAGUAUGUACAUAUAUAUAUUUUGAUAUAUCAAAUAAACUAUAUAGCAAACCUGCUUGGAAGUUUCAUGAUAUUAUUUCUGUUUAAAAAUGAAAGCGUUUCAGUGACGAUUGGUCACACGCACAUUAUAUUUAUUUUUAUUGUGCGUUUGGGAAUGUAGGAGCUCGAAUGGCUCUCACAGGGUUAUUCUCUAAACUCCACAUUAUAGAGAAUGAAAGUCAAACGGCAAAAUAGCUUAAAAUAAUAUUUCAGUUCACUGCAGUUUGGGUUAUAAUGAAUAACUCUCAUCCUUUUUAAAAAGAAAACCUGUAUUCAGCCGGGCUGGAAAUAGAAUUAACCCCUUAAGGACCAAACUUCUGGAAUAAAAGGGAAUCAUGACAUGUCACACAUAUAAUGUGUCCUUAAGGGGUUAAACUUUUUCCCCGCAGAUUGGUUAUUUUGGUAUAAAAUGUGUUCGUCACUUUUUGGUUCACCAUAACUCACAGUUUAGUGAAUGAAUCCCUUAAUUUAGCAUUAACCCUGGUUAUCUUCUAGGGAAACCUCAGUGCGCUUUACUUCCUGCUCUGCAAUUCAAAGUAAAAAUAUUUCAUAUGAGCGGACAUUGAGAUGAUGCAAUGCAGCCACUGUUCUAUCAUUCUGCUAUACCCCAUCAUAUUGCUAUACCCCCGUCACUUCCGGUGAUCUGCACUUGCGUGCUAGAACUCCUGCUACUCCUCCACAGCAAGGUCCUGGAAGGUAAGAAACUAGUUUUACACUUUCAUUAUAGUUAGUGCAUUCACUAAGCUUAGGACAUGGGACAUUUAGGGUUAAUGUUAGGGUUCAAAUUAGGAUUAAGGACUUGUUCCUAUUUAGUGAUAUUUCACAUUAGGGGAAUAUCACUAAAUAGUGAUUUCUCACACUUUAUUUUAACCCUUACCCCAAGGGUUAGGGUAAGAAUAGAGUGUGAGAGAGGUUAGAAGCACUUACCUAACCCUAAUUUGAACCAUCACUUAACCCUAAAUGUCCCGUGUGCCUAAGCUUAGUGAAUGCACUAAAUAUAAUGAACGUGUAAAACUAGUUUUACUUACCUUCCAGGACCUUGCUGUGGAGGAGUAGCAGGAGUGCUAGCACGCAUGUGCAGCACAGGAUCCCCGGAAGUGACGGGGGUAUAGCAAUCUGACGGAGUAUAGCAGAAUGAUAGAACACCACCACCCUAGACUGGAGGAAUGAAUCACGCUUGUCUGUCUGUGUGAUGGGAGAAUGGGCUGAUUGCUGGAGAAUACAAUUAACAUUUUCUCACUGGACAAGCAGAGGCAACCUUCGGCACUAAAGAUGUCUUGGACUACACCUCCCAUGAUGCUUUGCCAGCAUUAUGGGGGGAUGAAGUACACAACAUCUGGGGUGCCAAAGGUUGCCUAUCCCUAGGAGGAGAUACUGCAGUCAAUAACACCACUUUUCUAGAGAAAAUUAUGGAGCAUGUACACUUCUUCGAUUAGUCCAUGUGGUGUCCUCUUGAGAAAGUAAAAAGCAUCAUGGUCGGACUGUGUAUGGCCGAGCUCUGUUCGCAUGCGUGAAAGACAAUAAUGCUGAAUAAAAUUGCUCAACUCUGGACAUUUUGCCUUUUGAAUCUGUUUGCUACAAUUCUGAAUUUAGUACGUAUAAAAAAAAAAAAAAAACACCAAAUAGUGAUUCCCAAAACAGUCCUCAAGCCACUGCUACCAGUCCAGGAUUUAGGGAUUACCCAGCUAUGUCUAAAGUGAUUUUAGAAAAAAAAAAAAACUGCUUAAUCCCUAAAUUCUGGCCCGGUUUGGGAACCACUGCCAUAUAGGUUGUUAUUCACCGAAUUCUAGGAUAUUGGAAAUUCAAAGUGAUUUUUAAACUUCAGGCCAGAAUGGUCACAUUGAAAAUACCUGCUUUGGAGAAUUCUUUAAAUUUAUCUAUUUGAGCCUAAAUUUGGAAUUUACUAUGAAUUCUUGGCAAUUCACACAUUAUAUUUAGCCCAGCUAGUUUUUGAAAGUUUAUUCUCGUCACACAAACCUCAAAUUUUGCUAAAAGGUAGGUGUAGGAGUUACCCCAAUGAGUAGAGGGGUUCCCACCGCUAGAGGGUGUCCUUCUCCCGAGUGUGAGGGGUAUUCACAGCAUUCCAGCAGUCAUCCAAGUAGAGAAGCUCUUAAAAGAGCUAGUGUGAUAGCUUUAUAGCAGUUUCCCACAAUAAGAGACAAGACUCUAGAUUGAGGGUAAAGUAAGAACUGAAGGUUUAAUGGCAGAUACUGAUCUUUUAUACAGUUUUUCCCCACAAGGUUACCGCCCAGGUGGACCUUGUGGGGCACAGAACAUGAAAUUCACAAUCCAAUAAAAACAGAGUUUUACACUUAAACACUCCCAGAUGCUGUACACAAGCCCUCCCCUCUGUUUGGGAGAUAGAGUUAAUUACUGUAUCAACUCAAUUAUCUCCCAAAAAAAAGUUUUUACCCAAUUUUGCAAACACCCCGAAAACAUAUGGGAACCUCAUAAAACAUAUAUCCCCUGAUUUGGGGGAACAACAUAUUGGGAAACAAAUCACCCAGAUCGGUUCAGGGGUUCAAGAGUUAUGUGGAAGUCUUUUAACCGACCGCACGCAUGUUUUCAUGCCCAAAAUAGUUCCAGAGGAUCAGGCUGUGCGGUUUGUCUCUUUCGUACAGUCAAAAUCCAUUAAAAGAGUCAAAUGUGGCUGUUCGUACACAUGAGCAUUGAAUGUAACUGGUUUUGUACAUUGUAUCUAACGAACGGUGCUCCGUUCGUGCAUUAACUGUCUAACAGAACAAGGAGUGGAAGUCUUAGCGGUGUUCGUGCAGUCGCGUGUCCGGUUUUUAGUUCCAUACACUCGACGACAAAACACCGCUGGCCACAUUCGUAUCCCAAGAGGGCAGCCGCCAAGUGUUCGUGCAUACGAAUGCCGACCACCCAGUUGAUCACUUGGAAUGUUAGGGUGUUUGUGGUUUUUAGAUGUGUUAAUAAGGGCAUUGGGGUUGUAACGGAGCUCCUUGUACUCCGACUGAGUACCCUCCGUUGAUGGAUGCUCCUAGCACUUCCUGAGGACUCCAAGCAGUGCAGCAGACACCAUAACCACCGCAGACUCCGCAACCGCUGUAUCUUGACUGGUGUCUCGCCGUCUUCCUUCCACCCUGGAUCAGCUUCUGUUCUCCAGGACCGUGUGGGAAAGAACUCUUCCUUCCACCCUUUAUGAACCUCCAGCAUCCAGGACUGUGUGGUGAAAACCCCUCCUCCAAGGAGAGCGUGUCAGGAACAAGCUCUUAAAAGAGCUAAGUGAUUCAAGCUCAGGGGAGCAUGCAGAGCAUAGCAAUCCCCAGUGUGAUUAUAACAGCUCCCUCCGAUAACGAGACAAGGCUACAUUUAGAGGGAUCAAGAAGAACUGUCUAAACCUUUAUUUCCCUUGGGAUAACAUUAACAUUGCUGUGAAAACUCAAUAAAAUCACAAACAGUUAAACCAUAGCAGGCAACACACACAAUGGCACAUUUUUAAAGGGGUGGGGGAGACAAUAUUUAACAGUAAAUAUCUCACCUGCCUGCAGAAUUAGCAAUAUGCAAAUCUACCCAAAUAUGCAAAUGAACCAGGCUUGCAAUUCAGGUAGUGCAUAUUGCAUAUUGCUACCAACAGAGGGCACUAGACAAGCUCCAUAGCCAAACCCACCUAGUUGGUAGCAAACCUCAGCAGUACAGGAGAGCAGGCAAUACAUUUAACACGACACACACACACACUAUAAACAAUUACAUUACACACACCCUGCACCUAUAAUGGGUACAGGGUGACUAAAACAUAGGAUAAAUAAAGCAGCCUACAUAAAUAGUCUGUCUGAAGGUAUACUAGGGGCCCCAAAGCCAGAUACAUGAAAGAGUCAUAGUCACAGGGGAGGAGGCUGGCAAGCAGGCCUCUCCAGGACCAAGUGGCGAAGGGCACUUUGUCACAGGGGUUAACAAGCACCACGCUCCAGAUCUGGGUGGCCGGUCGUUCGGUAGAUAAUUCGUUAUUUGAACGGCCAUUAGUAAAAUGAAGGUGAAUCUUUUCAAUACGAACUGUUAGACGAACAAAGAGUUUCAAAGUUUAAAAUUCAGGGACAGAGGGUCUGUCACAGUAGGUGACUGAAAAAUCAAAGAUGGAUCUUGCAAGUAGAGAGAGAGGGAAACCGCCCUACAAUUGAUACAAUUGUUGCUCACGGGGGGAGGAAAUACCCCCAACAAAAUCUAACGAACUUGUAGCCCUUUGAGGUUUGCACCCUCUACAAGGGGCAUUUUGUAUUGCUACAUAGUGGAACAUUUGUGGUAUUUUUAUAUUAUUUCGACAUCGGAUGGGAUUUCUCAUUCUCAAUGUGAUCGACUCACCAAGGCUAUGGUGUGUGUGCGACAUUAAUAAGAAAAAUGUAAUUGGGUUUAUUCACUAAAAGGAGUAAAAGUGAAUUUCAAAUUUAAGGCCAAAGUAUCCAAACCUGAAACAUUGCCGACUUAGAGAAUGGUUCCAGUGCGGCAGGUACAACUCCCAACAUCCUCAGCCAGUCUGUGAGGAUUAACUCCAUGGAAACAAAAUGCAUCAAACCUUGCAUUAGUAUCCAUGGUGACUGCUCCGCUUGUUUUGUGUUGGCGACAUUUUGUGGGGGAUGUAUAGAAUAAGUAAAUCUGGGUCAAAGUUUCAAACGUGGGUCUGUUACUAUGGAAACGAGCGCCAUGUUCCCGCUAACGGCAUCGCAGGAAUGCUCUUUAACCCUGGUGGGUUAUUCAGUAAACUUCAAAUUCGCAUUCACCAGGGAACUCAACACGUCAUGGAUUCGGCAGAGCAGCUUGGCUAUUUGGCCUGAAAGUUGCUGAGCUCCCUGGACCCUCUCAGAUGCUCGUACUGACACUAUAAACUAGUCCUUACAGCAAUUGUCAGAGCGUCAGCGGCGCACACUCAGUCCAUCCCUGUUGUCAAUCACUGCUACGGAUUGAUAUUACACUCCCCAUCGCCAUGACACCACCCGAGAGAGGGGCCACAUGGCUCCAGCAUCACCAUAACACCACCCGAGAGAGGGGCCACAUGGCUCCAGCAUCACCAUAACACCACCCGAGAGAGGGGCCACAUGGAUCCAGGGACCCUCAUUCAGUGAGCCAAUCACUGCUGCGGACUGGUGUUACACUCCCCAUCGCCAUGACACCACCCAAGAGAGGGGCCACAUGGAUCCAGGGACCCUCAUUCAGUGAGCCAAUCACUGCUACGGACUGGUAUUACACUCCCCAUCGCCAUGACACCACCCGAGAGAGGGGCCACAUGGAUCCAGGGACCCUCAUUCAGUGAGCCAAUCACUGCUACGGACUGGUAUUACACUCCCCAUCGCCAUGACACAACCCGAGAGAGGGGCCACAUGGCUCCAGCAUCACUAUAACACCACCCGAGAGAGGGGCCACAUGGAUCCAGGGGCCCUCAUUCAGUGAGCCAAUCACUGCUACGGACUGGUAUUACACUCCCCAUCGCCAUGACACCACCCGAGAGAGGGGCCACAUGGCUCCAGCAUCACCAUAACACCACCCGAGAGAGGGGCCACAUGGAUCCAGGGACCCUCAUUCAGUGAGCCAAUCACUGCUACGGACUGGUAUUACACUCCCCAUCGCCAUGACACCACCCGAGAGAGGGGCCACAUGGAUCCAGGGACCCUCAUUCAGUGAGCCAAUCACUGCUACGGACUGGUAUUACACUCCCCAUCGCCAUGACACCACCCGAGAGAGGGGCCACAUGGCUCCAGGGACCCUCAUUCAGUGAGCCAAUCACUGCUGCGGACUGGUAUUACACUCCACAUCGCCAUGACACCACCCGAGAGAGGGGCCACAUGGAUCCAGGGACCCUCAUUCAGUGAGCCAAUCACUGCUGCGGACUGGUAUUACACUCUGCGUCGCCAUAACACCACCCAAGAGAGGGGCCACAUGGAUCCAGGGACCCUCAUUCAGUGAGCCAAUCACUGCUGCGGACUGGUAUUACACUCCCCAUCGCCAUGACACCACCCGAGAGAGGGGCCACAUGGAUCCAGGGACCCUCAUUCAGUGAGCCAAUCACUGCUGCGGACUGGUAUUACACUCCCCAUCGCCAUGACACAACCCGAGAGAGGGGCCACAUGGAUCCAGGGACCCUCAUUCAGUGAGCCAAUCACUGCUACGGACUGGGAUUACACUCCCCAUCGCCAUGACACCACCCGAGAGAGGGGCCACAUGGAUCCAGGGGCCCUCAUUCAGUGAGCCAAUCACUGCUACGGACUGGUAUUACACUCCCCAUCGCCAUGACACCACCCGAGAGAGGGGCCACAUGGCUCCAGCAUCACCAUAACACCACCCGAGAGAGGGGCCACAUGGAUCCAGGGACCCUCAUUCAGUGAGCCAAUCACUGCUACGGACUGGUAUUACACUCCCCAUCGCCAUGACACAACCCGAGAGAGGGGCCACAUGGCUCCAGCAUCACUAUAACACCACCCGAGAGAGGGGCCACAUGGAUCCAGGGACCCUCAUUCAGUGAGCCAAUCACUGCUACGGACUGGUAUUACACUCCCCAUCGCCAUGACACCACCCGAGAGAGGGGCCACAUGGCUCCAGCAUCACCAUAACACCACCCGAGAGAGGGGCCACAUGGAUCCAGGGACCCUCAUUCAGUGAGCCAAUCACUGCUACGGACUGGUAUUACACUCCCCAUCGCCAUGACACAACCCGAGAGAGGGGCCACAUGGCUCCAGCAUCACCAUAACACCACCCGAGAGAGGGGCCACAUGGAUCCAGGGACCCUCAUUCAGUGAGCCAAUCACUGCUACGGACUGGUAUUACACUCCCCAUCGCCAUGACACAACCCGAGAGAGGGGCCACAUGGCUCCAGCAUCACCAUAACACCACCCGAGAGAGGGGCCACAUGGAUCCAGGGACCCUCAUUCAGUGAGCCAAUCACUGCUACGGACUGGUAUUACACUCCCCAUCGCCAUGACACCACCCGAGAGAGGGGCCACAUGGAUCCAGGGACCCUCAUUCAGUGAGCCAAUCACUGCUACAGACUGGUAUUACACUCCCCAUCGCCAUAACACCACCCAAGAGAGGGGCCACAUGGAUCCAGGGGCCCUCAUUCAGUGAGCCAAUCACUGCUACGGACUGGUAUUACACUCCCCAUCGCCAUAACACCACCCAAGAGAGGGGCCACAUGGAUCCAGGGGCCCUCAUUCAGUGAGCCAAUCACUGCUACGGACUGGUAUUACACUCCCCAUCGCUAUGACACCACCCGAGAGAGGGGCCACAUGGAUCCAGGAACCCUCAUUCAGUGAGCCAAUCACUGCUACGGACUGGUAUUACACUCCACAUCGCCAUGACACAACCCGAGAGAGGGGCCACAUGGCUCCAGCAUCACCAUAACACCACCCGAGAGAGGGGCCACAUGGAUCCAGGGACCCUCAUUCAGUGAGCCAAUCACUGCUACGGACUGGUAUUACACUCCCCAUCGCCAUGACACCACCCGAGAGAGGGGCCACAUGGAUCCAGGGACCCUCAUUCAGUGAGCCAAUCACUGCUGCGGACUGGUAUUACACUCCCCAUCGCCAUGACACCACCCAAGAGAGGGGCCACAUGGAUCCAGGGACCCUCAUUCAGUGAGCCAAUCACUGCUACGGACUGGUAUUACACUCCCCAUCGCCAUGACACAACCCGAGAGAGGGGCCACAUGGCUCCAGCAUCACUAUAACACCACCCGAGAGAGGGGCCACAUGGAUCCAGGGGCCCUCAUUCAGUGAGCCAAUCACUGCUACGGACUGGUAUUACACUCCCCAUCGCCAUGACACCACCCGAGAGAGGGGCCACAUGGCUCCAGCAUCACCAUAACACCACCCGAGAGAGGGGCCACAUGGAUCCAGGGACCCUCAUUCAGUGAGCCAAUCACUGCUACGGACUGGUAUUACACUCCCCAUCGCCAUGACACCACCCGAGAGAGGGGCCACAUGGAUCCAGGGACCCUCAUUCAGUGAGCCAAUCACUGCUACGGACUGGUAUUACACUCCCCAUCGCCAUGACACCACCCGAGAGAGGGGCCACAUGGCUCCAGGGACCCUCAUUCAGUGAGCCAAUCACUGCUGCGGACUGGUAUUACACUCCACAUCGCCAUGACACCACCCGAGAGAGGGGCCACAUGGAUCCAGGGACCCUCAUUCAGUGAGCCAAUCACUGCUACGGACUGGUAUUACACUCCCCAUCGCCAUGACACCACCCGAGAGAGGGGCCACAUGGCUACAGCAUCACCAUAACACCACCCGAGAGAGGGGCCACAUGGAUCCAGGGACCCUCAUUCAGUGAGCCAAUCACUGCUACGGACUGGUAUUACACUCCCCAUCGCCAUGACACCACCCGAGAGAGGGGCCACAUGGAUCCAGGGACCCUCAUUCAGUGAGCCAAUCACUGCUGCGGACUGGUAUUACACUCUGCGUCGCCAUAACACCACCCAAGAGAGGGGCCACAUGGAUCCAGGGACCCUCAUUCAGUGAGCCAAUCACUGCUGCGGACUGGUAUUACACUCUGCGUCCCAUGGCGGAAAUGGUUUAACAUUGAAAUGGGGCAGCACUAAUGAGAAGUGGUUAUGGUGCCUAGAGUGUGUCUUUAAAGGGUUAACAAUUCUACCAGUAAAGGGAAAAAUGAAACAUGAUACGGUCCUCAUAGUGUCUUACAUCACAGGCCUGCACCAUCAUAAAUCUACGGCAUGCACAGUGUGUGCCAGGCUGUGCCUUGACCGCCUCCUAUAGGAUAUAUGUCUUUAUUGUAUAGUAGGUGUCAUUUGUGUUCACUGCUUCCCCCUGAUGGGGAUUACCCAGAAUAACAGCAUGAUAUUAAAGUCAGAUUGCUUGCAGUGAUGGGAGUUAGGCUGCACCUUAUUCCUACCAAUAACAGGUGGGGCAGUACCUGCUGUGUGUAUAUAGACACGUACUAAGUAUCACUCACUGACUCACACGCCUACUUCCUGCAUUGUGAUCAGAGCUGGAGCAUGGAGUCCCUGGGCUCUCUCCUCCUGGUCUGUGGGCUUCUGCCCUGGGGGGUCUUCCUGCAAGAACACAGCAAUGCUGCCCAGAACUGCUUCUGUCAGGUAGGUGCUCACCUGAGUGCAAGGGGGCAGUGUCUGAUAUAAAGUACCAAUAGAUCUAACCAUGUCUGACACAAAGUGUCAAUAGAUCUACCCCCCCCCACUCCACUUGUCUGAUACAAAGUGUGUCAAUAGAUCUACCCCCCCUCCACCUGUCUGAUACAAAGUGUCAAUAGAUCUACCCCCCCUCCACCUGUCUGAUACAAAGUGUCAAUAGAUCUACCCCCCUCCACCUGUCUGAUACAAAGUGUGUCAAUAGAUCUACCCCCCCACCUGUCUGAUACAAAGUGUGUCAAUAGAUCUACCCCCCCUCCACCUGUCUGAUACAAAGUGUCAAUAGAUCUACCCCCCCACCUGUCUGAUACAAAGUGUCAAUAGACAACCUGGAAGGGAGGAGCAGUAAUGAGAAUUCAGGUAUCACAUUAACCCUGUAUUAUGAUAUAUCUGCAACAUAUUCCACAACGCUUUAUAAUUGUAGGAUGGGGAUAUACAAGAAAUUGGCAGAAUAGAACCGUGACCACUGAAGAAAGCCCUGCUCUAAGGAGCUCCCAAAGUAUGAAGCUCUGUGAAGGAGCUCCCAAAGUAUGAAGCUCUGUGAAGGAGCUCCCAAAGUAUGAAGCUCUGUGAAGGAGCUCCCAAUCUAUGAGGCUCUGUGAAGGAGCUCCCAAUCUAUGAGGCUCUGUGAAGGAGCUCCCAAUCUAUGAGGCUCUGUGAAGGAGCUCCCAAUCUAUGAGGAAGGGGUAAAGAUACACAUGAGACAUAGCCCAUGUCAGAGGAAGGCAGGAUUGAUGGAUAAGAUGCCGCUGUUGAAUAAACUGGUAAGUGUUGUGAGGAGGAUAGCGAGGUGUAGGAUUUCCUAAAGAGACCUUUUCAGUGACUUCUUAAAGGGACCCAGACCACUUUAUUGACAAAUCGCAUUGGAAUAAAGUAGUCUGGGUGCAAUGUUUACAUUAAAGGGUUAAACAUGCCAUUGGCUAUCUUCCUGACCGCCACCUCUGCUGCAAGAAAGCGAUAAAACGCGGACAUGUGAUGUUUGACAUCCUCGAGGUCGUCCCAAAUGCUGCUCACCGGGAAGGAUUGUAUGAGAAGGCAACAAAGCACCGCCUGCUAGAUGAUGUCGCAGGAGGAGGAGCUGACGGCAGAGUGAGUCUCAGUGCUGUAAAAUACACUUGUUAAUCGCUGCAAUGGGGUCGGGCGCCCUGACUCAAAUUGGGGACUAGAACACUAUAUAACGUCGGGAAUACGUGUUUGUGUUCCUCCAACGGACCGGAGGCUAGUGGAAAAUCUGGCGCAGGGUAGAGAAUUCCAUAGGAACAGGGCACUUAACAAAAUCCAUCAGAUAUAGGAGAAGGUCGCUCGCAAUGUGACGAACAGGAAGGAGUGUAUUUGUUGAGUAAAGAAGAAAUGGAGUGGCGUUAGUGAGAGCUUUGUAGGUUAGCGUUAGCAGUUUGAAUUGCAUUCUCCAGGGUACAGGAAACCAGUGUAAAGAUUGGCGAUGGGAAUAACUGUCAGUCGAGAUACUCGGCCUUGCGGCAGCAUUCAUUACAGGCCGAAGAGGGGGCAAUGUUCCCCUGGACCCUAACCCCUUCUUUCCCUUAACCCUGCGCAGGGUUUAUGGUGCCAUUUGUGGAUAGACAGACUGGCUUAGCAGGGCUAGACCUAGAUCACCUGUCUGACUGUAGGAGCCAUUCGAGGACGGACGGAUUUAGCAGGGCUAGAUCACCUUUCAGACUGUAGGAGCCAUUCGAGGACGGACGGAUUUAGCAGGGCUAGGCCUAGAUCACCUGUCUGGCUAGGCCUAGAUCACCUGUCUGACUGUAGGAGCCAUUCGAGGUCGGACGGAUUUAGCAGGGCUAGGCCUAGAUCACCUGUCUGACUGUAGGAGCCAUUCGAGGACGGACGGAUUUAGCAGGGCUAGGCCUAGAUCACCUGUCUGACUGUAGGAGCCAUUUGAGGAUGGACGGAUUUAGCAGGGCUAGAUCACCUGUCUGACUGUAGGAGCCAUUCGAGGACGGACGGAUUUAGCAGGGCUAGAUCACCUGUCUGACUGUAGGAGCCAUUCGAGGACGGACGGAUUUAGCAGGGCUAGGCCUAGAUCACCUGUCUGACUGUAGGAGCCAUUCGAGGACGGACGGAUUUAGCAGGGCUAGGCCUAGAUCACCUGUCUGACUGUAGGAGCCAUUCGAGGACGGACGGAUUUAGCAGGGCUAGAUCACCUGUCAGACUGUAGGAGCCAUUCGAGGAUGGACGGAUUUAGCAGGGCUAGAUCACCUGUCAGACUGUAGGAGCCAUUCGAGGACGGACGGAUUUAGCAGGGCUAGGCCUAGAUCACCUGUCUGACUGUAGGAGCCAUUCGAGGAUGGACGGAUUUAGCAGGGCUAGAUCACCUGUCUGACUGUAGGAGCCAUUCGAGGACGGACGGAUUUAGCAGGGCUAGAUCACCUGUCAGACUGUAGGAGCCAUUCGAGGACGGACGGAUUUAGCAGGGCUAGAUCACCUGUCAGACUGUAGGAGCCAUUCGAGGACGGACGGAUUUAGCAGGGCUAGGCCUAGAUCACCUGUCUGACUGUAGGAGCCAUUUGAGGAUAGACCAACCGGUGGUGUAAGUCUCGCCCUGCUAAAUGAUGCAUUUCUCUUGAAAUUUGUCCAGGUGAGCGGCGUGCUGGAUGACUGUACUUGUGAUGUGGAAACAAUCGACCAUUUUAAUUCCAAACUCUUUUCUAAACUACAAAUCCUCCUGGAGAGUGACUAUUUCCGAUAUUACAAGGUAAGCUGAUUUAUUUAGUGUUCUAAUCUCCCGCUGUGAGCAUGACACAGGGUUAUUACCAUAACUACUACCUUGACCUCCUUCACCAGUAAUGGGGCAAGCUGUCUUUGCAAUGGCUUGACAUUUUACCUGGGUGGCCAGUGAUGACAUCCGGCUUCACUAAAAGUCGGUCCCUCUAGCUAUGUUUUGACUGAAAGCAUAUGAGCUUAUACUCUAAUGGCUACUGCAGCGGUACUAAAACCUCUGUUAAUUAAAUGGACAUAAAGAUUAAUGUGUGUUUAAACAAUGGGGCUUAAAUGCUAUAACAACUUAUGCUGCCCAAGAGUAGUGGGAGUUUGGGUUCAGGGUUAAUAUGAUUGGGGACGCAGGGCUGAUGUGGUGGUUAAAAUUUCUUGUUUGCGCCGAGCACCUCACCGGCAGGUGAAACGCUGGCAGAUAUUCCAUAUGUCCUCAAAGCUGUGUGUCUUUCUACGUCAAUAUCACUGAAUUCGUUUUAUUUUGUGCAGGUGAACCUAAACAAAGCAUGCCCAUUCUGGGAUGACGACAGCCAUUGUGGGCUGAGAGAUUGUGCGGUCCAGCCAUGUCCUAAAGUGAGUAUUAAAGGCUGCCUGUAGCGGAGAGGUAGUAUAAUCCACAGUAUCUCCGCUGGGUAACAUGAACAGCAUAAAUUAAUCAGAUGCCGCCAGCAUACGAAUGCUCUUGUUCGCAUGAAAUACAGAUAUCUGAAUACACUUGGUUCUAACAACCUUAAAGCUAUAGCAACACAUUAAUGCAAAUACAGUCAUAAGUGGCUAGUUUUGCCACAAUGCUCCCCCAGAACCAAGCCAGGCAUAUACAGUCUGAUCCCAACGGAUUGGCUUGGGGAUGUCCGGAGGAGUACUCACAGAUCACUUUUCAAGGUCUGUUUGUCGGGAUAACCCGUCGGCGUUGCCAUUUUGCUUCCCAGGGCGGUAGUGAAUGGUAAAGUCAAAAGGCUGCAGUGCCAAACUCCAGCGCAGCAGCCUGGCAUUGUCUCCUGACACCCUGUUCAGCCACACCAACGGGUUGUGAUCUGUGAGUAAGGUAAAUAGUUGCCCAUAUAAAUAGGGUUGCAGUUUUUUGAGGGCCCACACCACAGCCAGGCACUCCUUUUCAAUGGCGACGUAGCUUACUUCUCUGGGUAAUGGUUUUUGGCUUAGAUAAGCUACUUGGAGUGACUGCCUCGGUUGCUCCAUGCUGUUCUGUUUGUACACAGUGUACGGCUGCUAGGUGCUGUAUUAUUCCAGCUGGGCCUGGGUCGGUUACGUGGACAGUCUCGCUGGAUAUGCCCCUGCUGGUUGCAGGUGUGGCAACGAAUUGGCAGACGUGCAGUGUACCUGGGGGUGUAGGCAUUUUGGAUAGUAGAGGUCACCGCUGGUAUCGUUGGUGCAGGGUUAUAUACUGGUCGGUUUUGGGUGCGCUGGUCCCUCCGGGUAUCUUGGAACUCAUCCGCCAACUUGGCAGCCUCUUGCAGGGUGUGUGGCUUUUGGUCCCUUACCCAAUUCUGUAGGUGGGAAGGUAUCCCGUCAAAGAACUGUUCCAUGACCAUUAACUGUAACAGGCCCUCCACGUCUUUCUCGUGGCUGGGUCGGAGUAAAGUGGAGUUUUCUGGUUCUCAUGCUCUCUUUGUCUUAUCCGCUUGGAGGUUUGUUGGCCCGGCGGGUGCCACUUUUCCAUCUCUGGUACCCUGAUUCCCUGGCCAUUGUGUGGGGAGUAGGGUGUGCGUUAGUCAUGUGAGUGUGUGUAUGAUGUCUCUAUUUCCUUCCCUUCUCCUAGUCUCCCCAGUCCCCAGCCGACCAGAGUUCCCAUACUUUUUUGUGUGCCUUUAGUGUGCCCCUGAUUUGGGAUGUUAGUCGGUCCAUUACGUGGGCGUCUUUUAUCGUAUUUAUGACUGCGUUAAUCUGGGGAAUAUCUGGCUUGAGCCAGCUCUGUGCCAUUGUUUGUCUAGCUGCUAAGAUGAUGUUGUUGAACAAUUUUUGUUCCAUUCUCGGCCAGUUAUCUAUUGGUCUGGAUAAAAGGAACACCCACGGGUCUAUGUUGAUCUGUCUUUGGAACACCCUCUCUAGCAAACUCCACACCCCCACCCAGAAGGUUUUUGCUUUGUGGCAGUCCCACCACAUGUGCUUGUAUGUCCCCUUAUGUCCGCACCCCCUCCAACACAGGUCAUCUAUAGAUUUGUGCAUGUGGUAUAAUUUUACUGGUGUGGUAUACCAUCUGAACAUGGUUUUGUAUGCCUGUUCCUGUUGUGUUACGCAUAUCGAAGUGGCCUUGUUUGCUUCCCAGAUUUCUCUCCAUUCUGUGCCCUCUAGGACCUCCCCCAGGUCUGUUUCCCAUUGUGUUUAUGUAGUGAAGCUCACCCCUUUCGGGAGUGUUGGAGCUUAAGUGGGCGUAUAUGGGGGUUUCCCCUGAAGCACAUCUGUUUGAAACUCGUUAAUUUAGUGUGGGCUGCUGUCUUUGCUAAGGUGUGUUGUGCAAAAUCACGUAUUUGAAUAUAUCUAAAGUCAGCAGGCUUUAGUCUAGCUUUUUCUGUCAGAGGUGUAGUGCUCUCUGUAGGUCUGUCUCUUCUAUUCAUUUUUAGUCGUGUGCCCGCAUUCCUGGGGGGAAUGCCCUGUUCCUUAGGAUGGGCAUCAUAGGAGAGGGGGAUGAUGUUUCAUAUUUCAGGGCCGUGGCAUCCCAUUAUCUAAGGGAAUUUAAGAUCGCUGGGCAUUGUGUGCGGAUUAGUGCCCUGUGCUCCUUCGGCAGCCAAAUGUAGAAUUGGGGUAAGUCUAUGCCAAUCAGUUCUGACUCGAGGUCCACCCACUUGCGAUCCUCCGGUGUCGAGUGCCACAUAGCUAUCUGUGCCGCCAGGUAGUAAUUGUGUAGAUGUGGUAGGCCCAGUCGUCCCUCCCCCCCCUGUCUUUGGGGCGAUUAUAGUACAUGCUUAGACACCCUAUGUCUUUUGUGCUGCCAAAUAAAUUCCCCUAUUGUUUCCUGUAGGGGUGCCAGGUCCCAUUUCGUGAUUGGUAUGGGCAAUGCCUGGAAAAAGAACAGCAGCCUGGGUAAAACAUUCAUUUUUAUCGUGUGGAUUCUUCCAAUCCACGAGAUUGGUUUGUCCACCCAUUUCCCCAGGUCCGCUAGAAGUGUCUUGAGGAGGGGAGUGUAGUUAGCGGUGUACAACUGUGUGGGGUCUCCUGUGAUCUGUAUUCCCAGGUAUUUUAUAGACUGGGAGGUGAUUGGGAUGUGGUGUUUAUCUCGUAUGUAUGUCGCGUCAGUUGUCGUCAUGGCUAUAGGGAGGGCAUUUGAUUUUGAGAGGUUAACCUGGUAUCCUGAUAAGGCACUAUAUUCAGUCAGUUCAUUCGUUAGGGCCAACAUGGAGCUUUUAGGGUUUGUGAGAGUGAGGAGUAUGUCGUCCGCAUAUCCUGAAACUUUAUAUGUCUGUCUCCCUACGUGAACGCCUUCGAUGCUGGGAUUGGUGCGGAUGGCCUGUAGUAGGGGCUCCAGGGAGAGCACGAACAACAGGGGCGAGAGUGGUCAGCCUUGUCUCAUACCGUUAUGGAGGGGAAAAGGUGUAGUCUUGGCCCCUGUGAUUUUAAUUUGUGCUUUUACAUCUGUGUACAUAGCUUUUAUUGUCGUAAGGUACGUCCCUGGAAUGUUUAGGUGUUGUAAGAGGGCAAACAUGUAUGGCCAUUUCACCCUAUCAAAGCCCUUUUCAGCGUCAAGGGAGAGGAGUAGCGUCAGGACUGUGGCCUUUGUCUGGGUCUAAAUUAGAUCAAUGUUUCGUCUGGUGUUCUCAAAGAGCUGACGUCCUGGAAUGAAACCCACCUGGUCUGCAUUUAUUAGUCUUGUUAGUUGUGGAGAUAGUCUGUCAGCUAAUAUCUUAGCUAGUAUUUUGACAUCGUGAUUGAUAAGUGAUAUUGGUCUAUAGUGUUCGGGUCUUGUGGCGUCUUUCCCUGCCUUCGGUAAGAGGACUAUGUGUGCUGUGGACAUUUCAGGAUCCGGGCGCCCCCCUCCAUUAAAUAAUUGUACCAUUUGAGCAUAUGUGGCAUCAGCUCCGUCCUGAAUGUUUUAUAGUAGCUUCCCUCAUAUCCGUCUGGUCCAGGGGCUUUAUGUCCCUUGAGUCGUGUUAUGGCUCGGUCUAUCUCGUCUGCUGUGAUCUCAGCACCGAGGACGGUUUGAGUUGUUGGGCUUAGUUUGGGUAGUUGUAGUUUCGUGAGAUAAGUGUGUAUGGCCUCUCGAUAUGUUAUGUCGUCAUUGUUGUCCCCAGGGGAGUGAUUGUAAAGGGUUUUGAAGAAGUCCGUGAAGACUUCUGCUAUUUCUGUUGGUGCUGUUUUUGUAUGGCCGCUGCAAUCUUUAGUCCUUGUGAUGUGUGCAUGUCUUGGUCUCAGGCGUAAUGUGCAGGCCGGGAAUGUGUCCAUCUUAUUUGCGUGUUCGUAAAAUGUCCUCUUGGACUGUUAUGUCCCUGGCUACGUCAUCUAGGAGAGUUUUUCCCGUAUGUGCCGUCUCACGGUAUUCAGUUUUUGAAGACCGUCGGGUCUGUUUUGUGUUUGUGUUCUAAAGUGCGUAAGUCCGUCAGAAAAGCUUGUAGCUUUUGGGUCUUGCGUUUCUUUUUGCGGGUGGCUUCCCUGAAAAGCGCCCCUCUGAUAACUGACUUUUAUGUGCGGCCCAUAUGGUCGCCGGGGAUACAUCUGGGGUCAUGUUCAAAUGAAAGUAUUGUGAUCUCUGUUUGUAUGGUCGCCUUUACUUUGGGGUCUUGUAACAGGGAAGCAUUCAAUUUCCACGACCAUGCUGUCUUGGUGCAUAGGUCAUCCAAUUCAAUGCUUAGAUCAGCGUGGUCCGACCAGGUGAUCGAACCCACUGUGUAUUUUUUAAUUCUAGGUAUGGUUUGAUUAUUCACUAAGAAAUAGUCAAUGCGUGAAUACGAGUCGUGUGGUGUGGAGUAAAAUGUGUAGUCUGUUUCCCCUGGGUGUUGUGUCCUCCAAAUGUCAAUUAGUCCUGUGGCUUGUAUAAAUUCAUGAAUCAGUCUAUCCUGUCUUCCUCUACCCUGCGAACGUGGCAGUCCCCUUCCAUGUCCCCUAUCUACAGCAGGGCUGGGUUACCGCGUUGAGGUCGCCCCCCCCAUGAUAAUCAUUAAAUGAGAUAGUGUGGUGAUUUUUAUUUUGGAUACGCUCCCAGAACUCCCUGGAUGGGUCAUUGGGUGCGUAAAUAUUGAUGAGGUUGAUUGUGUGCGCUAAUAGCGUUCCCGAGACUAUCACGAAUAGUCCAUGUCAAUUCCUGUGACGCGCAUGGGGCAUCGUUUGUGGAGUAAUAUCGCCACCCCAUUGCGUUUCCUUUGUGAGCGUGCCUCGUAGCCUGUGGUGUAUAUGUGGUCUUUUAGUGUCAUUCCCAGUGUGCGUGGUAGGUGCGUCUCUUGCAAAAAGGUUAUGUCCGGAUAUAGUCUCUUUAGUUCUCUAAAGAGAAGGCGUUUUUUUGUUUUGUUUUUUUUUUUAUUUAUUUUUUUUUUUUUGGCCUGCAUUUAACCCAUUCACGUUUUAAGGAGGUAAUUUUUAUAGGCAUGUUAAUGUGUGAGUAAGGAUGUUAUGUGGUGACUCACUGUUGUCGUCAGCUGUCUUUAUCUCCCCGCUGAGUCCUGUGCGCCCCCGCUGGGCUUUGCCUCCAUCUGCCGCUGUGCUUGUUGUGUCGUCCGGGGCAUGAAAGGAUGAGGGGUAACUGGGUAGGUGAAGGGGGAAGUAGAUAUAUAGAUCAAAAACAUAGGUAAAACAUGUGUUUUUAACAACCAAAAAUCGUCUGGUCUUAUUUGGUGCCAGACUGGGUUGGAGCGCAUGCAUCCGCUCGUCCCACCCUUUGCCAUGGGGUGAGUUGCGCGGAGGCAUGGACCCUCUACUGCACGAAUGCGCCUAUCGGCCCGUUUCUAGUAUACGACUGUGCACAGUUUAAGAUUGUUUCCACUACGGUCGCCCCCUGGGGAGUCCCCCAUGGUAAUUUUCCCAGUGACCCUGUUGUUCACCGCAUCCCUCCCCUCCCUCACAUCCCCCAUUGACCCAGGGUUCCCCACUGUCUGUCUCCGCACCUUCAGUGGCUAUGCAGUGUCCAUGACCAGGGGGCGCGAGCGUCCGCGCCGGAUGCCCCGGCCAUCCGUGUUUGUCGAGGGGAGCUGAGCGGGAUGCCCCCAGCACUGACUCUGCCCCCCGCCUAGUGUUGACAUUCUACAUGUUGAGUCCCUGAGGCUUGUACCCUUGAUAUCCGCAUGGCAGCGGUGUACGUCGGUGAUAGUCCGGCCAUUGCUUGUCAGUCUCCAUGGAUUCAUUUGGUGUCCAUCCCCCCCUUUGUUUAAAAUUUUCGGAUUCCGAUAAGUCCGCGGGAAGGUGGGUAUAGGAGCUGCAUAGCGUGAAGGGGUCCCUCUAAGACGGCCUGUAUUAUUACUCCUCCACCUCAUACCACUCUCUCGGGAGGAGCUGCAGGUCAGUUGUGGUGGUCGGUUGCCACUGGAAUGUCUGUGGCCUAGGGAUGUCCAGUGCUCGGAGAAAGGUGUCCACAUCUCUGUCUGGGAGCAGAAUCUUCGGUCUCCCAUUCUUGAAGGCCAUUAGUUUAAAGGGGAGUCCCCACGCGUAUUUGAUGUUGUUUGUGCGUAGCAGGUCUGUGACCGGUCUCCAGGCUCUGCGUCUCUCAAGUGUUGCAGGGGAGAGGUCCUGAUAGAGUGAAAUGGUGGUCCCUUUAUAUGUAAUGGGUCCUUCUCUGCUCCACUUCAUAAGUGUUUCUUUUGUCUGGUAGAACUGAAAGCGCAUAAUGACGUCUCUCUGUUGCUUUGCAUCUGUGCUUCUUGCGCCCAGGGCUCGGUGUACCCUGUAGCGGAACGCCAAUAUUAAAUCCACGAAUUCCGCUGGUUCAGGAAGUAAUUCACAGUCAAGCGCUGAAACCACAAGGCAAUAUCCCCAACCUCCCAGUAACCGGACGAAACACAGUUCUGAGAGUCAACUGAAGUCCUUUAAUUCUGCUUCACAAUUUAUACAAGUCCCCAUGCAAGGGGUUUCCUGAGUCCCUUCCCAGGGGCACUCCCAGAGGGGACUACAUGGAGAACUUACAGUACAAAACAUUUCUCCCAUCAGGCACUGCUGCACGAGAGGGAUCCUCCCACUGGAAUAUACUGUUGUGGAUUAUCCCUCCGUGCAGCAGAACCGACAAUUUAUAUAAAAAUCUGUAACUUUUCGAAUAUGCAGUUUAUUUGCACGAAUGGACGUUCGGUAGAUAGCUGGGGUCUGAGCGCAUCAUUCGUGUGAUUACCGCUCAGAUCCCAGCUAAAAUAACCGAACGCCGCACGAAAAACACAUUUAUUGAGAAACAUAUUAAAAAGACCGAUUGCCUUCCAGGGAAUGAAAUACCGAACGGCCCGGAACUCCCGAACGUCCUGGAGGCUCAGCGGUGUUCGUGCCGUUGAGUAGCCGUUUUUAGUACCAUGCGCUCGACGACCUAACACCGCUGAGGGAACAAAGGAUCCAAGAUGGCCUACCGCCACAUGGUCGGUAGUCGAACGGCGGCCACACAGGAGAGCCUCUAAUUACCGAUUGCAACAUUGUUGCAAUCGGUUAAUAAGCGCCACACGCCUCUAAGUGUGUGGGCUACUACAUGGGGUGUUUUCGGUUCACGAACGGCCCGCCAAAGUGCCUUUCGUGAAACGAAAGGAAAUCCUCAUACAGAUAGCCAUCUGCAUUCGGCGGAUAGCGCACACACAGGGAAUACACAGUUAUUACAGCCCUCAUACAUUAUACAUAGAUGACCCAUAUCCCCACCGACAUAUAGGCAACCCUUAAAGGUAUAGUCUCUUGAUACAGUCCAAGUGGCUAGGUUUGCCACAAUGCUCCCCCAGAACCAAGCCGGCAUACACAGUCUGAUCCCAACGGAUCGGCUUGGGGAUGUCCGGAGGAGCGCUCACAGAUCACUUCUCAAGGUCUGUUUGUCUAGAUAACCCGUCGGCGUUACCGUUUUGUUUUCCUGGGCGGUAAUGGAUAGUAAAGUCAAAAGGCUGUAGCGCUAAACUCCAGCGCAGCAGCCUGGCAUUGUCUCCAGCCACACGGUGCAGCCACACCAACGGGUUGUGAUCUGUGAGAAAAGGGUUGCCCAUAGAGAUAUGGUUGUAACUUUUUCAGGGCCCACACCACGGCCAGGCAUUCUUUUUCUAUGGCGGUGUAGCUCACUUCUCUAGGUAACAAUUUCCGGCUCAAAUAUGCUACGGGAUGUUCUCCGCCGUCUGCUCCGACCUGGCUCAGUACUGCUCCCAAUCCAAACAUUGAGGUGUCUGUGUGGACAAGAAAACGUUUAGUUGGAUCAGGAGCAGCUAGUACAGGGGCAUUGGUCAGAGCCGUCUUCAGUUGGUUGAAUGCCUGUUCACACUCUGGGGCCCAGAUGACCUGCCUGGGCAGGUUUUUCUUCAAGUCAGUCAGGGGUUUGGCCAGGGCACUGUAAUUGGGCACAAAUUUCCUAUAAUACCCGGCGGUACCUAAGAAGGCAAGGACUUGGGUUUUAGUCCUAGGGGUAGGCCACUGGGCUACGGCUUCAAUCUUUGCGGGCUCAGGCUUCUGUUGUCCGCUCCCUACCCGGUGUCCUAAGUAUUGUACCUCCGCCAUCCCUAUGUGGCACUUGCUGGGUUUCAAGGUAAGCCCUGCCUCUCUAAUCCAAUCUAUUACAGCCCCUAUAUGUUGUAGGUGAUCAGCCCAGGUCUGGCUGUAGAUGGCAAUAUCAUCCAGGUAUGCACACGCAUAAUCCUGGAACCCGUCCAGUAGCCGAUCCACCAUCCGCUGGAAUGUCGCGGGGGCGUUCUUCAUCCCGAAUGGCAUGACUCGAAAUUGGUACAAGCCAAACGGGGUGACAAACGCCGACUUGGGGAUGGAAUUUGCCAGUAUCCCUUACAAAGAUCUAUUGUCGUGAGAUACUGGCCUCUGGCCAUCCUAUCUAGCAGUUCGUCUAUCGGGGGCAUCGGGUAAGCGUCCGACACGGUUUUGUCGUUCAACCUCCGGUAGUCCACACAAAACCAGGUGGUACCGUCUUUCUUGGGGACCGGACUACCGGUGAUGCCCAGGGGCUAUCGGAGUGUUCGAUAACCCCCCAACUGCAACAUCUCUUCAAUCUCUUUCCUCAUAUGUUCCCGCACGGAUUCGGGAAUCCGAUGUGGGGUUUGUCGCAUGGGGAGCUGUCCCGGGAUUUCUACUCGGUGAGUGGCUAGUGGAGUGUACCCAGGUAAGUUAGAAAAGGUGGCGCCCUUUGCCGCUAUCAGUUCCCGUACCUGGGUGCGCUCUUGAGGACUUAGCCGCUCCCCCAGCUGAACCCCCUGGGAGGGCUCCUCCUGCUCUAACAGAUCUGGGAGAGGUAAGUUCUCCUGAUCCUCCGAGGCGGGCGUGCAAAUGGCUGCCACGUCCUCGGUUCGCUCGUGGUAGGGUUUGAGCAUGUUCACAUGGAGCAUGCGUCGCUUCCCUACUCCGGAGCAUGGGCCGAUCACAUAGGUGGUAUCGCAUCUCUGCUCUACCACCUGGUAUGGGCCCUGCCAGACGGCCUGUAGUUUGUCUGUGCGGACAGGUUUGAGGACUAACACCUUCUGCCCCACUUGAAAACUACGGUCUCUGGCCCCUCUGUCAUACCAACGACGCUGUCGUUGCUGGGCGGCCUGGAGGUUGGUGCACACUGCCUGAGUUAAUUCCUCCAGGCGAUCCCGGAACACCAGCACGUAUGGUACAAUAGGGGUCCCAUCUGCGCUACUCUCCCCCUCCCAAUGCUCUCUAAUGAGAUCCAACGGUCCCCGCACCCUUCUCCCAAAUAACAGUUCAAAUGGGGAGAAACCGGUAGAUUCUUGGGGUACCUCUCUGUAGGCAAACAACAGAUGGGGAAGGAAUCGUUCCCAGUCCUUAUGGGUCUCUCCGAAUGUACGGAGCAUCUGUUUUUAGGGUACCGUUGAACCUCUCACACAAUCCGUUGGAUUGGGGGUGGUAGGCAGAGUUAAUGAUUGGCUUAAUGCCACAUAUCUUCCAUAACUGCUGAGUAACCUCGGCCGUAAAUUGUGUCCCCCUAUCGGAGACAAUUUCCUGCGGGAACCCUACUCUGGAAAAGAUUUUCAUCAGGGCUUUGGCCACUGUCUCCGCAUGAAUAUUGGUUAGGGCAAUCGCCUCGGGGUACCGGGUGGCUUAGUCCACCACGGUCAGUAUAUACCGCUUCCCAGAGGGGCUGGGUUUUGGUAGUGGUCCCACUAUAUCCACAGCCACACGGCUGAACGGUUCCUCAAUUAUAGGUAGGGGACACAGUUUCGCCUUGUGGCGAUCCCCUCUCUUGCCUACCUGCUGACACACAUCACAGGAGGUACAAUAGUGUCUUACAUCUUUAGAAAUCCCGGGCCAAAAGAAAGCGUGAGUUAAGCGAUACCGGGUACGGGUCAUCCCUAAAUGGCCGGACAGAGGGAUGUCAUGGGCUAUUCUCAGUAACUCAUGUCUAUACUUCUGGGGUACUACCAGCUGUUUAGUUUGGAGGGUCACAGAGUUUCCUAUUGCCCUUUCAGCUACCCGGUACAACAACCUGUUUUCCCAAAUGUACCGUUCCCCCUCCCGCCCCACCUGGUCCGUGUCUACCCUAUCUCGGUACACCUGUCUGGACCUCUGCUUCAAAAGUGUUCGGGGUGUCCCAGGUCAUAUGCGUCAAGGGGGGGUCAUGGUUUCUUACCUGAGCCUCAGAGUGUGCUGGUGGUACCGUGGUGCGAGCCUGCUGCCGGGUAGUUACGGGAUGAGCUUCGUGCGAAGGAGCCUGAGGUAGAAAAGCUGAAGUCAUCUGGCCCAAGUCAUUCCCCAACACAACAAUAAUUUCUUCAUUACCGCUACUUCCACAACCCCCUCCCCAGCACCCCAGUUCAAAUGCACCUUGGCAGUGGGUAGCCGGUACAUGGCUCCCCCUGCUACCCUGACCGCCACUGAUCCGCCAGUGUGGGCCGCAUCUGGAACCAAAUGUGGAGCAACCAGGGUUAACGUGGCUCCCGAGUCCCUCAGCCCCUGUACUUCUUUCCCCCCCUACAAACACAACUUGACGGUGAUGCUGCCUGUUGUCAGUGCAAGCCACGGACAUCACUUCGUAUAAAACUCCCAACGGUUCCUCGGUCUGCAGACUUACCAGCUCGGAGUGGUCAGGUUCUGUGUGGUAGUAAUGAGCUGCUGCCCUUGGAGUGGCGUUUUGCCGCACUUGGUUCCACGCCUGUCUACUCAGAUUCUGGGUGCACUCCCGGGACGUAUGCCCCCACUGACGGCAGGUAUGGCAUUGUAUGUUGGCUCGGCCAUUGUAGCGGGAUGGUGGUGGGGGGUUCCCCGGUGCUGGCCGGAAUGGAGCAGAGUUGGUUGGUGUGGGGAUGGUCGGGUGGUGCUGUACGGGUGGUCUCAGGGGACCCCUGUUGGUGAGCCCAUGAUGCCUCCUAGCAUCAAAGUGUUGUUGAUCCGCCAGCCGGGCUGCUUCCGUUAGGGUGAGGGGUUUUCUGUCUCUUCCCCAUUAUUGUGCCUCUGGUGACAGUCUGUUAAAGAACUGCUCCAGCAGGAUUAGUUGGCGCAGUUCCUCCAUGGUGGUGGCUUGGCUGUGAAGCUUGGUCCAGCUUAUGUGCCAGCUCAGCGUGGGAAUCUUUUUCUGGCUUCUGCAAUCCCCGAAAUUUACGCCAAUAUGCCUCCGGUGUUGUGGCAUACCUCUCUAGAAUUGCCCUUUUGGCUUUAAAAUAGUCCUUGCUGUCCUCUCUGGGCACAGCGCGAUACGCCUCUGCUGCUCGUCCUGCCAGCUUGCCUGCUAGUAAGGGUACCCACAUUGCUUGCUCCAGAUCGUGUAGGUUGCAUAACCUCUCAAAAUCCUGCAGGUAUCCGUCAAUCUCAUCCUUCUCCUCGCAGAACGCUUUAAAUGCCUGGUAGGGUACUUUCUGCUUCACUGGAGCGCAGAAUGAGUUGGCGAUGGAUUCUGCCCUGGAUGGCGCCCCCUGGGGCUGCUGUGCCAUAAUGUAAUCCUGUAUGUCUGCCAUCAGCACGGUCAAGAUGUCCAGGGUUACUGGCUGAGGUACAAAUUCCAGCCGGGUUCUCAGUUCCCUCUGGUACGGUGUUUCCUCCCUGGCUGGAGGGGGUGGGCUGCUGUGUGCUUGGUCACCUUCCAUCAGCUCUGCAAUAAGUACUGCUUUGGAUUUGUUGCUAGCACUUUUCCCUCUAGCCUCCAGCAGUUCCUUUAGCAUCUGCCUCUUUAACGCCGUGUAAUCCGUCCCCAUUCACUGAUCGCUUUCGUCUGUUUGUUGCAUACGAAUUGCCUUUCCCUUUUUCCGUUCGGUUGUUCCUUUCAUUCGAAUGCGCUGUAUUCGGCUGUAGAGUUGGAUCCCGUCGCUUGCCACCAAUUGUACCGGAACGCCAAUAUUAAAUCCACGAAUUCCGCUGGUUCAGGAAGUAAUCCACAGUCAAGCGCUGAAACAACAAGGCAAUAUCCCCAACCUCCCAGUAACCGGACAAAACACAGUUCUGAGAGUCAACUGAAGUCCUUUAAUUCUGCUUCACAAUUUAUACAAGUCCCCAUGCAAGGGGUUUCCUGAGUCCCUUCCCAGGGGCAUUCCCAGAGGGGACUACAUGGGGAACUUACAGUACAAAACAUUUCUCCCAUCAGGCACUGCUGCACGAGAGGGAUCCUCCCACUGGAAUAUACUGUUAAGUGGAUUAUCCCUCCGUGCAGCAGAGCCGACAAUUUAUAUAAAAAUCUGUAACUUUUCGAAUAUGCAGUUUAUUUGCACGAAUGGACGUUCGGUAGAUAGCUGGGGUCUGAGCGCAUCAUUCGUGUGAUUACCGCUCAGAUCCCAGCUAAAAUAACCGAACGCCGCACGAAAAACACAUUUAUUGAGAAACAUAUUAAAAAGACCGAUUGCCUUCCAGGGAAUGAAAUACCGAACGGCCCGGAACUCCCGAACGUCCUGGAGGCUCAGCGGUGUUCGUGCCGUCGAGUAGCCAUUUUUAGUACCAUGCGCUCGACGACCUAACACCGCUGAGGGAACAAAGGAUCCAAGAUGGCCGACCGCCGCAUGGUCGGUAGUCGAACGGCGGCCACCCAGGAGAGCCUCUAAUUACCGAUUGCAACAUUGUUGCAAUCGGUUAAUAAGCGCCACACGUCUCUAAGUGUGUGGGCUAUUAAGGGUAGUGUUUUCGGUUCACGAACGGCCUGCCAAAGUGCCUUUCGUGAAACGAAAGGAAAUCCUCAUACAGGUAGCCAUCUGCAUUCGGCGGAUAGCGCGCGCACACACAGGGAAUACACAGUUAUUACAUGUCAGGAUUACUGUUUGAUCCAGCACGUAGAACUGUACAGCAUGGAUGACAAAUAAGUAACGUAUUACCGGUCCUUAGAAUGGCCGGAUUUAACGUACAAAGAAUAGUCAAAAAUACUAGCCGAGGUCAGGGAACACAGAAAGGGACACAGCGAUGAGGAAAGCCAGGAGUCAGGAUACCAGAAUAUAGAGAAGUCCAUAAACAAAGCCAAAGUCAAAAACCAGGUAGAAAACUAUAAACAGGAACGCGCUCUCAGACAACCACAAGGGAAACCACGACAGGGCACUGAGCAGGCUGAGAACUGGGCCUAAAUACCCCUCCUUUAGUUCUGAUAGGCUGUAACCGGCCUUUGACCCCAAAGUCAGUUACCAGGUUUCAUUUGUAUAAUUGCUGCUCAGCAUUAACCCUUCUGUGGAUUAGGUUGCUGCUCGGCACAACUUUUCCUGUGUGGACAGUAAAUGUCAUUAACCACAUUUCUAUAAGCGGAUGAAUAUGUGACAUUACAGCCCUCAUACAUUAUACAUAGAUGACCCAUAUCCCCACCGACAUUUUGCUGUUGAUUUGGAUCAACAGCAAAAAACAAAUGUGAGGAAGGCUGAACUUGAUGGACGCAAGUCUCUUUUCAGCUAUGUAACUAUGUAACUAUGUAACCCUUAAAGGUAUAGUCUCUUGAUACAGUCCAAGUUGCUAGGUUUGCCACAUACCCGUUCUAACUGCCAUUGUUGGGCCGGGAUUUCCGGCGCGAGCGGCUGCAGGAUAGCCAGUAUAAUUUCCUUCAGGUUGCCUUCGCCUUCCCGCUCCGACAGGCCCCUCAGCCUGAUGUUGUUGCGGCGGGAGCGGUUGCCCAAAUCCUCCAGUGCAGCCUCUGCCAUGGUGAGGCGUGUUGAUAGAUAAUUCACCUGUGUGGUGACUGCAUUAUGGGCUUUGGUGGUAGACUCCAGCCUCUGUUCUAUUGUAGCUGUGCGAUAUCCUAGUGCCACUAUUUCAGCCUUCACUUCAUUGGUAGCCUUGGCAAUUUUCCCAGCUAAAAAAGCUUUGACUUCCCCCAGUUUGGCAAGAAUCUGAGUAGUGUCACCUCCUGGGGGGUCCAGUUGUGUGGGUGAUUGAGGCUGCGAGGGCAUUGUAGUAUCUCUCGUGUGCUGAUGCGGCCGCCAUCUUGGUGGUCGCGCUGAACAGCGCGUGAGACCGUAAAGAACUCUGACACCGAGCCUCCUGCUUCCGCGGGCUUCUUUGAUGCCUUUCUCGGGGUGCGCUUGUCCAUAUUGCCUUCCAGGGUGCCG
Messenger RNA from Pelobates cultripes (western spadefoot toad), 30713 nucleotides. The record is from the annotation of a GenBank genome assembly. Lineage: Eukaryota; Metazoa; Chordata; Amphibia; Anura; Pelobatidae.